UGACCUUUCUUCAAUAUUGUUCAUUAUAUCUUUCUCUCUCUUUUGUUCAUAGUGUUAUAUCUAACUCCUUUUGUGCUAUAUAAAGAAGUAGAAAAGUCACCAGUGUUUAUCACUGUUCCCACUUUCUCCAAAAAUGGGAAGAUCACCAUGCUGUGACAAGGUGGGUUUGAAGAAGGGACCAUGGACGCCAGAGGAAGAUCAGAAGCUCUUGGCUUAUAUUGAAGAACAUGGCCAUGGAAGCUGGCGUGCUUUGCCAGCAAAAGCUGGACUUCAGAGGUGUGGCAAAAGCUGCAGAUUGAGAUGGACUAAUUAUCUAAGGCCUGAUAUUAAGAGGGGGAAAUUCAGUAUGCAAGAAGAACAAACCAUCAUUCAACUUCAUGCUCUCUUAGGGAACAGGUGGUCUGCAAUAGCCACACAUUUACCAAAGAGGACAGAUAACGAGAUCAAGAACUACUGGAACACUCAUCUUAAGAAAAGGUUAGACAAAAUGGGCAUUGACCCUGUGACCCACAAGCCCAAGAACGAUGCCCUUGUCUCCACCGAAGGCCCUUCCAAGAGUGCUGCCAACCUUAGCCACAUGGCUCAGUGGGAGAGUGCCAGGCUCGAAGCAGAAGCAAGACUGGUCAGAGAAUCAAAACUACGUAGUUCUUCACACUCAUCAUCAUCAUUGCACCACACCCUAAUUGGUACCUCUGCAGUAUCAUCAUCAUCUUCUUCAGCUCCAAUGAUACCCCCAUCAUCACUUUCUCUUGAUCAUGCAUGGAACAAUGGUAGUAGCAUUAGUACUACUGUUAAUGCAACUAGGGUUAGUGAUCUUGAGUCCCCAACAUCUACCUUGUCUGAGAAUAAUGCACCACCAAUUAAUAUUACUAGUGUUAUUGAGUUUGUGGGUUCUUCAGAGAGAGGGACGGUGAAGGAAGAGGGAGAGCAAGAGUGGAACAAAUUAGGUUAUCAUGAAAGCUUCACCCAUUUGGGAGAAUACAAAGAUGGCAAGGAGAAUUCAAUGCCUUUCACGUCUAGUCUGCAUGAGUUGACAAUGACCAUGGCAACCACGUGGGGUUCUAGCACUAGUGGUGCACAUGCACAUGCACAUGUUGCUGAGGAGGGUUGUUUCACCAAUCUUUUGCUGAAUGCUAACUCCGGUGCCCGGAGUUUGUCGCCACAGGACGGUGGAGAGUCUAAUAAUUGUCACGAUAAUGCUCGUAACAGUGGCAGUGGUAGUAGCAAUGCUGACUUAUAUGAAGAAAACAAGAAUUAUUGGAACAACAUUCUUAAUUUGAUGAAUUAUUCUUCCCCUUCGGAUUCACCCAUGUUUUGAUUAAAUUGCUUUGGAAUUGGAAGGUAAAUAAAUCCUUUCACGUUUGAAUUUGAUCAAACAUGUAUUGUCAUGUUAAAUUCUUGUACCAGCCCUCUGUUAGAUGCUAUAAAUAUGUGGGGCUUGUUUAAAAUUUACAUAGAGAGAAAUAAAUACAAAAUUUCAACGUUACUUACGAAGAAGACCGGAGGGAGGGUCAAUUCUUGUGUUGGAACUUGGAAGUGUGUGAAUUGCGGCAUCUCUCCAUCAAACAAAAUCAAAGGCCAUUGAUUUUCUUCAGAAUGUUGCCAUAAGAAGAGAGCAUAGUCACGGGAAAAUGUUGAUUCCGAUUAGUAUGUUUUUAUUUUUGUCAAUGCUUUCACAUAGAAAAUUAAGUGUGUGUCGCUUCGUACGUGCAUCAAUCAAAUGUUCAUAUUAUUAAAUUUUUUUGGAUUUGACUUGAUUUUUACGUUUGUUUCCUUGUUGAGGAUAUGUUUCUGAAGACACUGAGGAUAAUGGAUGAUAGAGUAGUGCGUGAGUUGAAUGACUUUUUACUCUUUAGUAAUUACCCUUUGUUUCAAAUUGUAUACAAGAAAUAUCCAAUAAUAGAAGUAUUUAGUAUGGACUUUA
Molecule: messenger RNA, 1924 nt
Organism: Glycine soja
Lineage: Eukaryota; Viridiplantae; Streptophyta; Magnoliopsida; Fabales; Fabaceae
Product: transcription factor MYB16-like
Exons: 3
Coding region: 134-1318 (394 amino acids)
Source: RefSeq, a predicted model, not a curated record